AUGGCAUCAACGGGGCCCGUCCCCAGUACCAAAAAGGUAGACCCAGUGACGUCUGUCUUUGUCGAGGAGAGGCGCAAGGUGGCGUAUCGAAAGCUCGACUACUCUGGCGCCCACGACAAGACGAACCCUUGCGAAAUUGCGAGUGACACGGUGGGCCACGGGGGUCAAGACACGUCAUGGGGUGGUAUUCUCGACGCCGCCAAGGAUCCCAAGGCGUGGCUCUUUGUGUGUUAA
Molecule: messenger RNA, 234 nt
Organism: Emericellopsis atlantica
Lineage: Eukaryota; Fungi; Ascomycota; Sordariomycetes; Hypocreales; Bionectriaceae
Exons: 2
Coding region: 1-234 (77 amino acids)
Source: RefSeq, a predicted model, not a curated record